UUUGGAAUCACACUCUGCAAAUCUGACCUUUCUCUAUCCCCUAUCUAAAAAAGAGAUCAACGUAGAGAACUUGCAGACGAUAACUUUUUUUUUCUUUUUUUUGGAAAAAACGCAGACGAUAACUUUCCCGGGAAAACUCCAGAAAAUGUGCGACCCAGACGAUGAUACCGCCGCCAGAAACGGCGUCACACCUCCAGCGUCGUCAUCAAGGUCAAGGGAGCUUCUGAUGGACGUAGACGACUUGGAUCUCGACGGUUCAUGGCCUCUCGAUCAAAUCCCUUACAACUUAUCAUCCACAUCGAACCGCAUGAUUUCUCCGAUUUUCGUCUCCUCUUCCUCCGACCAGCCUUGCUCCCCUCUCUGGGCGUUCUCCGACGGCGGAGUGAACGGUAACCACGCAACCGCAGGUGGAUACGACGGUGAGAGGAUUAGCUCCGCCUCCGGUGUUUCUUCUUCUUCUUUCAGUCUCGCCGAUUAUCCUCUCUUUCUCCCUUACUCUUGUCCAUCAGUUGCAGCUGAAAACACAGCAGAGAAGCAAAACGGUUUCCAGAUUCCUCCUCCGUUGAUGAGCUUAGAGAACACAGGCAACAACUACUGUCUGAUCAAAGAGAGGAUGACUCAGGCGCUUCGCUACUUCAAAGAAUCAACCGAACAACAGCAGCACGUCUUGGCUCAGGUCUGGGCUCCUGUGAGAAAGAACGGUCGUGAGUUACUGACGACUUUGGGUCAACCUUUUGUUCUUAAUCCUAACGGUAACGGCCUUAAUCAAUACAGGAUGAUCUCUCUCACCUAUAUGUUUUCUGUGGAUAGUGAUUGUGACAUUGAGCUCGGGCUCCCCGGCCGGGUUUUCCGCCAGAAGUUGCCUGAGUGGACUCCAAAUGUUCAGUACUAUUCCAGCAGAGAGUUCUCCCGGCUUCACCACGCCUUGCAUUAUAACGUGCGCGGUACGCUUGCCUUGCCUGUCUUUAAUCUCUCGGGUGAGUCAUGCAUUGGUGUUGUGGAACUUAUCAUGACCUCGGAGAAGAUUCACUAUGCACCCGAAGUGGAUAAAGUCUGCAAAGCACUUGAGGCGGUGAAUCUGAAAAGCUCGGAAAUACUUGAUCACCAAACAACUCAGAUAUGCAAUGAGAGUCGUCAAAACGCACUUGCGGAGAUUCUGGAAGUGCUUACAGUUGUGUGCGAGACCCAUAACUUGCCUCUGGCUCAAACUUGGGUUCCAUGCCAGCAUGGGAGCGUUCUCGCCAAUGGUGGCGGUCUAAAGAAAAACUGCACCAGUUUUGACGGCAGCUGCAUGGGCCAAAUAUGCAUGUCCACAACCGAUAUGGCCUGCUACGUCGUGGAUGCUCAUGUCUGGGGAUUUAGAGAUGCCUGCCUUGAACACCAUCUCCAGAAAGGACAGGGAGUUGCGGGACGAGCUUUCCUCAACGGUGGCUCGUGUUUCUGCAGAGACAUCACCAAGUUCUGCAAAACGCAGUAUCCGCUAGUCCAUUAUGCGCUUAUGUUCAAGUUAACCAGUUGUUUUGCAAUCUCUCUCCAGAGCUCUUACACGGGCGACGAUAGUUACAUUCUCGAAUUCUUUCUUCCCUCGACUAUAACAGACGAACAAGAGCAAGAUUCGCUGCUGGGAUCUCUGUUGGUGACAAUGAAAGAACAUUUUCAGAGCCUGAGGGUUGCAUCUGGGGUUGACUUUGGUGAAGAUGACGACAAAUUGUCUUUCGAGAUCAUCCAAGCAUUACCGGACAAGAAGAUUCAUUCAAAAAUAGAAUCCAUUCGAGUUCCCUUUUCUGGUUUCAAGUCACAGACGAGAGAUGAGACUCCUCAGCCUGCGGUUCAGUCUUCUGAUCCAGUAAACCGGAAAACCAAGGUGGCCACUGUUAAUGGUGUGGUUAAGGAGAAGAAAAAAACAGAGAAAAAGCGUGGAAAGACUGAGAAGACGAUCAGUCUUGAUGUACUUCAGCAGUAUUUCACCGGAAGUCUCAAAGACGCUGCAAAGAGCCUAGGAGUUUGCCCGACGACAAUGAAGCGAAUUUGCAGACAACACGGCAUCUCGCGGUGGCCAUCGAGGAAGAUCAAGAAAGUGAAUCGGUCAAUCACAAAGCUGAAACGCGUCAUCGAAUCUGUUCAAGGUACUGAUGGAGGCUUCGACCUGACUUCGAUGGCCGUUAGUUCCAUCCCUUGGACAAACGGCCAAACAGCAGUACAGCCUCUAAAUUCACCCAGCGGCUCCAAACAGCCAGAGCUACCAAACACCAAUCAUUCACCUAACCACUGGUCAAGUGAUCACAGUCCUCAAGAGCCAAAUGGUUCGCCUGAGUUACCAAGCAAUGGUCAUAAGCGGUCACGAACGGGGGAUAAGAGCGCUGGGACACCGACCUCUCACGGCUCAUGUGACGGUAAUCAAUUAGACGAAACAAAAGUCCCGAACCAAGAUCCGCUAUUCACGGUCGGUGCAAUGCCCAACAGACUUCUUGGUAACAUAGACCAUUUCAGAGGAAUGCCCAUUGAAGACGCUGGAAGUUCAAAAGAUCUGAGAAACCUCUGCUCCUCCUCCACACCAUUCCACGAUAAGUUUCCGGAACAAAAGUGGAUGAACAAUGAUAAUAACAGCAACAACAACAUGUACGCUCCUGCAAAGGAAGAGGCUGUUGCAAAUACUACACGCGAACCAUCAGGCUCGGAAAUGAGAACGGUAACCAUCAAAGCAAGUUACAAAGAAGACAUAAUACGGUUCAGGAUAUCAUCUGGUUCGGGUAUAAUGCAGUUGAAAGAUGAAGUGGCAAAGAGGCUGAAACUUGAGGCAGGUACGUUUGAUAUCAAGUAUCUGGACGAUGAUAACGAAUGGGUUUUGAUAGCUUGUGAUGUUGAUCUUCAAGAAUGUCUAGAGACUCCUAGAUUGUCCCAUUCUAAUAUAGUACGGCUCCUGGUGCAUGAUGUAACAACGAACCUCGGGAGCUCUUGUGAGAGUACUGGAGAAAUGUAACUCUUUUGUAAAUAGUUCUUUUUAGAAUAUUUUUAUUGUUUAGGGGUUGUUUGUUUUAUUCUGUUCUGUAAUAUUGUUUUUGGGUUGAGGAACAAGCAAGAAUGUUAGGGGAAGGGGGGUACAAAAGUGUAAGAAAAACUUUUGUUUGUAAUUGUAAUCGUAAGUGGGAGAGUGAGUUUAGAAGUAAAUUGUAGUUGUAAUCAAACACGCGCAUCUGACUGAUGUAUGAUAUAUAACGUAAUGGGAGUAUAUAAUU
Messenger RNA from Raphanus sativus (radish), 3236 nucleotides. RefSeq names its product protein NLP7. NCBI's taxonomy places the organism in Eukaryota, Viridiplantae, Streptophyta, Magnoliopsida, Brassicales, Brassicaceae. The record is from RefSeq and is a predicted model, not a curated record. Gene Ontology annotation, molecular function: DNA-binding transcription factor activity; protein binding. The transcript has 5 exons. Bases 146 to 2980 code for a protein of 944 amino acids.